AUGAAUGAAAUUCAAGGUGAUUUAUUUGAUAAUUCCGACAAAAAUGAUGCAUUAGCUCACUUUGGACAAGUCGCUUAUCUUCUUCGAGGAAAUCGUUAUAUUUUUUAUUUGAUUACAAAAUCUAAUGUUAAUGAUAAACCUACUGAAGAAGAUUUUGAGAAAUCAUUAAUUGAUUUAAGAAAUUUAUGUGAAAAGUUGAAUGUUCAAGGUUUGAGUGUACCCAGAUUAGGAACUGGUCUUGAUUGUUUAAAAUUGGAAUUUGUUAAAGAUGCUAUUAAUAGAGUUUUUACGGGUUGCAAUAUUAGGAUUACCAUGUAUUAUUUAUAA
Diversispora eburnea is the source of this 327-nucleotide messenger RNA. NCBI's taxonomy places the organism in Eukaryota, Fungi, Glomeromycota, Glomeromycetes, Diversisporales, Diversisporaceae. The record is from the annotation of a GenBank genome assembly.